Molecule: messenger RNA, 1050 nt
Organism: Chaetura pelagica (chimney swift)
Lineage: Eukaryota; Metazoa; Chordata; Aves; Apodiformes; Apodidae
Gene: HAO2
Product: hydroxyacid oxidase 2 (long chain)
Exons: 7
Coding region: 1-1050 (349 amino acids)
Molecular function (GO): FMN binding; oxidoreductase activity
Source: RefSeq, a predicted model, not a curated record
AUGGCUAUGGUGUGUCUUUCAGACUUCGAAGCAUAUGCUAGGAAGUAUUUACCCAAGAUUGCUUGGGAUUUUUUUGCAGCUGGAGCAGAUGACUGCAGCACUCGAGAUGAAAACAUCCUGGCAUAUAAAAGAAUUCGUUUCCAGCCACGUAUGCUGCGGGAUGUAUCCCUGAUGGACAUUAGGACUAAGCUUCUGGGGACUGAAAUCAGCUUUCCUGUAGGAAUCGCCCCUACUGGCUUCCACCAGCUAGCAUGGCCUGAUGGAGAGAAAAGCACAGCCAGAGCGGCCCGCGCGCUGAACACCUGCUACAUCGCCAGCACCUAUUCCACAUGCACGCUGGAGGAGAUCUCGGCGGCCGCUCCCGGCGGCUUCCGCUGGUUUCAGCUCUACAUCCACCGCAACAGGGAGGUUUCCCAGCAGCUGGUCCAACGGGCCGAGGCCUCGGGAUUCCAGGGCUUGGUCCUCACGGCAGAUGUGCCCUACACCGGCAAAAGACGAGAUGAUCUCCGCAAUGCUCAGAUGAGGUUUUCUUCUGUCCUAUGGAUGCAGGGAGAUGACCGUUCUGAGUACGGGCUGCCACCCAACAGCCUGGAUCCCUCGGUCACCUGGCGCGAUAUCUACUGGCUGCGGAGCCUGACCCGGCUGCCCAUCAUCGUUAAAGGCAUCUUGACAAAAGAAGAUGCAGAGCUGGCAGUGAGACAUGGAGUUCAGGGGAUUAUUGUGUCCAAUCAUGGUGGAAGGCAACUGGAUGGAGGACCUGCCACUAUUGAUGCCCUGGUUGAGGUUGUGGAGGCAGUGCAAGGCAGAGUUGAAGUUUAUUUAGAUGGUGGAAUACGAAAAGGAAGUGACAUAUUGAAAGCAUUGGCACUGGGAGCAAAAUGUGUCUUUAUUGGAAGACCAGCUUUAUGGGGUCUGGCUUACAAGGGUGAAGAAGGGCUGCAAGACGUCUUGAGGAUUUUGCAGGAGGAGUUCCGCUUGUCCAUGGCCUUAGCUGGCUGUGCCAGUGUCUCAGAGAUUGGCCCACACCUGGUUCGGUUCUCAAAGCUGUGA